This is a messenger RNA of Anopheles gambiae (African malaria mosquito), 5402 nucleotides long. RefSeq lists its product as uncharacterized. Gene Ontology annotation, biological process: mRNA splicing, via spliceosome. Bases 264 to 3155 code for a protein of 963 amino acids. Lineage: Eukaryota; Metazoa; Arthropoda; Insecta; Diptera; Culicidae. Gene Ontology annotation, molecular function: protein binding; U2 snRNA binding. The transcript has 7 exons. The record is from RefSeq and is a predicted model, not a curated record.
GCGCGUAUCCUCAACAGGACAGCGCAGCCAGUACGCAUGGGAGAUUGGCGACGGGACGUGUUUGUGUUAGUGAGCCCUAAUUAAAGCCAAGAACUGGAGUGUCAUUCAUAAAAACGCAGGGUUUUUUUAUGGAUCGCUGAAAUUUGGCACAAGCUGAGAGCUCACGGAAAAAGGACGAAGUUGAAAUUGGUGGAUCAAAAGUGAAAAACAUUUACAUUACGCAGAGUAAAACAUUGCAAUCGGCGACACACGCUUUGAACAACAUGGAUUUGGAAAUCGAAGCACAAAAGCCCACGCUGGAUUUGGCGAAGAAAUGUCUCAAAAAGGUGCCGAAAAUGGAAGACGCGCAGCAAUACAAAGUGUUGAUACUGGACGACAAUGAGCUACAGAAGAUAGAUAAUAUUGAUUCGUACUUGAAGAUCGAGAAGCUGUCGUUGUGCAAAAACCAGCUGCUGCGUAUGUACGGCGUUUGUCGAUUGCAUUGUUUACGAGAGUUAAAUCUGUCCUAUAACGGGAUCCUCACGAUAGAAGGACUAAAAGAUUUAGUGUACUUGACGCACUUGAAUCUGGAGUGCAACAAUAUUAAAACCAUCGAACAUUUGAAUACGAAUGUAAACCUUCAGUAUUUGAAUCUUUCGGAAAACAGUAUCACCAGUGUAUCGGAUAUAUCUUACUUAAAAAACCUAAAGGAACUCUAUCUCAACGGAAACCGCAUAUCGCAUUUAAGGCAAUGUGAUAAACACUUACCUCAAUCGCUGGAAACAUUAACCUUAGCAAAGAAUAACAUUGCGGAUCUGAAUGAAAUUUGCACACUAAGCCACCUGAACAAUCUCAACAGCAUCACGAUAGCGGACAAUCCGUGCGUCCAGAUGGCCGGAAACGUAGUUGGAUUUGACUACCGCCCAUUCGUGUUGAAUUGGUGCAUGAGUGUGAAGCAUAUUGAUGGAUUUGUCGUCACUGCCAUCGAGAGUCUGAAAGCGGAAUGGUUGUACAGCCAGGGACGGGGUCGCCAAUUCCGAAUCGGCGAACAAAUUGCACUGGCUCGCUAUCUAAGCAGCGUGUGCCCAUUGUCUGGCGAAGCGUUGGAAAACCAAAACGAGCGAAAACUUCGACUUAUACUUAGCAAAGCGCAGCAACAUCAGCGCCAGUUGCAGGAACAAACAACACUCGGCAGCGAUGGAGCAAAUCAAUCGGCAAACAAUUCGCCAUCGUCACUGCGGCGGAAGGGCCAAGCAACGCGCAUACAGUCGCCUCGCGUAUCGCGUUUAAGCGGGCGUCAAAACUCUCCGGAUGCCAUGUCAAACAGUUACCAUGGUAACCUUUCGAACAAUUCAAUGUCAUCUGGGCAUAGCGAGAGCAGCUCUGGAGGAUCGCAGCUGUUCGAACUGACUCGGUCGUUAAUUGAUAAUAUAACUUCAGACAGCACUAUUAUGUCGCAGAGCUUGGAUCCAAACAUGCUGGCGAGCAGUAAUAACACUGCCGCUUCUGCCAAUAGUAUGACCGGUACCGGUACAGGAAACGAAUGUAUUGUGUUGAGCAAGCAACAUUCGGCAGCAACGAACCAAAACCAUGGAAAUUUGUAUAAUGAUCAAAUAUUAAACCCCGCUGUCAUUACUGGAGGGGGGCCACUAACAGCUGCAUCUAAAAUGGUGCCGGUACCCGAAUCCUUGAUGAGCCCUGACUGUGGUCCCACUACGACAACGGCUGCUAGUAUCGUGCAACGAAAUAUGCAACAUUGUAAUAUGCAGCCGCAACCACAGACGCCGCAGAUUCCCAAAGCUGUAAAAACUAAAGACAUCCAUCGAACGGGGGGAAGUCAAGCGGGUGGAGGCAUCCCGGUGGCAACCGUAAAUCCCAAAAGCGGAAGUCCUCGCACGGCGAAACGCAAUAACAGCAGUGAGCGCUCUUCCCCCUCUCUUUCGCCGCGAAAAACACUCAACAGCCACAGCAGCAACGGUGGUGGUGGUGGUAGCAAUAGCCAUUCCAGACCCGUAUCAUCACAAUCGAAAUAUUCUGUGCAUGCUGCUAUAGCAACACCGUCGGAGGGUGGGUCGAGCAAUGCUGUAAGCUCGGACGACGAUAGUGAGACGAUCAAUGUUGAAAAACUGCGCACCAUUCGUCACAAAGCGGCUCAGCAACAAACGCAUCACACCCUUCAGCACGUAGGGCAGGGGUCGGGAUUAAAAAUGAAGGAUAAAGAAGCUGCGUUGUCGGGUGUACCUGCGGCCAAGGAGACGAUGGACGAUAAUAAGGCAACUGAAAAUUCGGCCAUUCUAAUUCAGAAGCUUUGGCGUGGCUAUGUAACUCGGAAACGGACACGGGAUGUGGUGGAAAAAUUAUUCCACAAGCGAACAAACGAUCAUAUUUUACAGCUGACUAAGGACAUGCAGAUAACAAAGGAACAGUUGGAGUCGGGACGCAAAAUUCAACAACUCCAGAUGAAAGCUUUGCGUCAGUUGUGGAGGAAAGUUUCCUCUAUGAAUCCAGCGGAACAAUCAUUCGCCACCCAGAACAUCAGUGGGCCAACGCAAGUAACGGUAUCGGAAGAAGAAGAAAAUUGCGAACAACUUGCGGGAGACGGCGGGGAGCACAGUACGCUCCAGGAUCUGACAAAGUCUUGUUCGAUGCUAAUGAACCAGGUGCAACAGUUGCAGGGCGCGGUACGUGACAUAGUAAGCUGUAUGCAGUUCUUGGUACAUGUUCCGCAACCUGCGCAACCGUCGACGAGUAACGCUUCCCAACAACUCCAGUGCUCCAGUGAAACUCAAACGGAAAUUGUGGCCGUACAUACGCCCCAGCUAGAACAGAUGCCAGAAACGUUUCCUUUUGGUAAGAUGUUGGACGAUGCAGCCAAGGAGCAGUUGUUGGUGAGUUGCAACAAUAAGCUUUCGCGGCCGUCAACAUUACCCAUCAGUUCUGCGGAGACUUCUCCUAAGCUUGCUGGACAAGAGCAAAGCAUAAACGUUAGGGAAAGUCCUCGGGAAUCGACGGAUAAGGAUUCGAUCAACUGUGAAGUUCAAAUGAUUAGGAUUGAAGAAGCCGAUCGUGGUAAUGAGGAGGAAAAUAACGACGGCGAGCAGAAGGAACGAGAUGAGAAGGAAAUGGAAAGCAUCGCUCAGUCGAAGGCUGUGGAAAGUGACCCAGUUAAUCCGUAAGCCGAAUUGGUAAUAUUAAUUCAUAAUUGCGGAGGAAUGCCGAGGAAUAUUUGAAGCACUAGAUAUUUUUAUUUUAUUUUAUAUUAAGUCUCUUUAAAGGGCACCCUCUUGGCAGCCAACAUAAAUAUGGUUCCGUUAUAUUUGUUGAUUAUUUUUAAGCUAUUUAUUCAAAAGUGCUAAUAUUAAGUUGAACGUACGGAUUAGCAAGCGAGACAAUUUUAAAAUGAUCUUUAAUAUUUAAAACAUCUCUUUUUUCGUUGCAACCAUAUGUUGUCCAAGACCAGUCUGCCUCAACCAUACAAAAUUUGGGCUUUAGCUGUCUGUAAUUUAUUGGUUUACCCCUUCCAUAGCAGAAUAGUCGGUCAAGUCAAAUAUAACUGACCCGAAGGAUCAAAUACACAGUUGGAUUGAAUAAUCUAAAAUCCUCAAUGAUAAAAACAUAAAAAACACUCCUCACAGGCUUAAGAACAAAACAACGGAGUAGAAUGAUUUCCUGAGAGCAUAAGAAUGGUCACCAAAAUUGAAUACCUGUAUGGGAAGGCCAACGCUACAACGCUUUUAUUUAACACAUUCCAUUUCCUACCCUAAUAACGAUGCAAAAGUAUAAUUAUAACCCUAACCAAAGAUGUACAGGACGAGACUAGUACAGUAUGAUACGAUCUAAAAAGUACUACGAAUAUCCACUGUUUGAACGUAACGCGCUGAGAUAACACGGCGUGAUUAAAGCUGGCUCACUUCACUUUCCACCGAAGUGAAACGCAAUUUAAAGGAGCUAUUGUGUUUUUAAAGAAGCUUACAUUGACGAUCACAGUCUUGCUAAUCGUUCAUAAACGCUGAUAAGCUAUGCAAGGUACCACAAAUAAGAAAAGGUUUCUUUGGCAAUUUAAAUACUGGUAGUGUAAUUGCUGCAGUAUAGUUUUCUUAUUAUAUUUCUUUUAUGUACAUCGCCUAAACAAGAUUUGCGUAUAAUAUUUGAUUCCUUAAAAGUUUCCAUAGCCAGUAAUGUUUACCAAGUUUUACCAAACAAACUUAGAAAGGUGAUUAAAUAUAAUGGAAAGUUUCAGAAUGAUCCAUCCCCAUUCUUUGGUGUUUAGGAAGAUACAAUGGAGCUUUAAAUUGGCCCCAACAGCUAACAAAAACCACCGCCUCGUAAUUGUUGCCCAUGAAGGAUGGCGGUUUAUCCGGUAGCAGGUGGCAGUCAUUGCUAUUCAUUUUAACUCUAAUCCACACUACAAGUGCCUACAUUUUACUUAGUUGCGAGAGCACAUACUUAUGCAAGCAGAGCAACGGAGGUAGAUUGAGUAGAGCAAUUGCGUAGAAUUUGUUUCCUUCGCGUUUUUAGCAAACAUUAGGUACGUGCACGUUGGUUAGGUACGUUGAUUGAUCGUAUACUUUUAAUACGAUCAGGGUUUUCGAGUAGAUUAAUGUGCAUUUUCGUUAGUGAAUCAGCAGCACACAUAGAGAGUGAAUGGAAAAUAUGAAAACAAAAAAUAGAAUUGCACGUAAUAGAGCACCAUACGUUUUGCGCACAGUAUGAACAAAAGUAAACCGUUCGAUAAAUGCACAACAUUGCAUUCUAUAAUACAACGCAGACUCGGUUUGGUUGAAUGUAAAUUUGAAAACAAUUGUUUUUAGAUUAGAUUGCUGUUUUAAUUACCACUUUAGAACGGUAAGCAUAUACCUCUCUAUUAAGUUAGUAACUGAGAUUGGAAGAAUAUUGAAAAGCCCCAAAACUGCUUCUAACCAACCAGGGCAAGGACGAGAAGAAGGAUUUGAUUCGAUGUAAACGGCUGGAUUUGCCGUUGCAUCCAUUUUAGCAUUAAAUAAUUAAAGGUAGUGCUGUCGAUGUAGUUCAGGGAGCUCGCUUCAAUCUGCUCAAACCCUGUUUCUCGUGCCACAUAUGUAUAGUGCAAUUGGGCUACGCAUGGUGUCAUUCUGCUUUUAUGCUCUCUAAGAUCGCAUGAUCGAUGUUUUCUGAUCGCACGAAUAAUAGCAUUACAAUGCCGUCUGUAAUAAGAAAAUAAUUGGAAGGUAUAUGCUACAUCUUGUUCUAUCGGGAUUUCUAGCUAUCUCUCACAAAAGCCAAAGUCAAAAUAAACAUAUAUAACCGUUUGAAAGGAAAUUCUUUCAAAUAGAAGAGUCAAGUACAUACACUUACAAAUGUACAAACAUAUGUAUCUUCAGCAGUUUUUGAUAAUUCUUAACAACUAAACAAUAAACGCAUCGCCGCAUAAUACCAAGAUAAAA